CGCAUUUUAACGUUUCUCUAUAUAUACCACUAUUGCAUCCUAACCGGCACACACACUCAUACUCUGUCUUCAUCCUCGUUGAAACUUCUCACAGAGCCAAAGCUGUUCUCUUUUUUCAUCUGGUUUGCUUGUGAACAAGAGGUGUAUUUGGUCUGAUGACAAGUCCUUGCUUGGGUCUAAAGAACCACUGGUGACCAAAAUUGUGAAAAGGAGUUCCUUGAUUUUCAUCAAUUCAUGGCAUUUCAGCACUACAUUUCCCGGGAUUUGAAAACCAUCCCAAAUGCUGUGACUGAGACAGAAAACUCCAAUGGUUGUUUUGAUUGCAACAUCUGCCUAGACUUUGCACAUGAGCCGGUGGUGACCCUAUGUGGCCACCUCUACUGCUGGCCAUGCAUCUACAAGUGGCUCCAUGUCCAAAGUGAUUCUCUUGCACCUGAUGAGCAUCCACAAUGCCCCGUUUGCAAGGCAGAUAUAUCCAAUAGCACAAUGGUCCCACUCUAUGGCCGUGGCCAUGCCGCCACAGCUGAAGGCAAAACAUCUUCUUGUGAUGUUUUUAUACCACCAAGACCAUCUGCUUCAUGUGUUCAAGCCCUUUUGGCAGCAUCAUCUCAAAGGGGUCAGCACCUUCCAUAUCGUAAUCCUUAUCAGGGUCACUACUUCAGCUCUCAUCCAUACCAAGAAGAGGAUGAUGCCACUUCACAAAUGCUCAAUCUUGGAUCCCACCACCACCCUGUGACUGGGAUGUUUGGGGAGAUGGUUUAUGCCAGAGUGUUUGGCAACCCAGAAAAUUUGUAUGCAUACCCCAAUUCUUAUCAGCUGAUGGGAAGUGCCACCCCUAGAUUGAGAAGGCAAGAGAUGCAGGCACACAAAUCUUUGAACAGAAUUUCUAUUUUUCUCUUUUGCUGCUUCCUUCUUUGUCUUGUUGUCUUCUAAGUGAGCACUUGAGAUUAUUUUCUCUCAUUCUCUGUUGUAUACUUUGUAAAGAAGCAUGGAUGCAACUUUUAAAAACUUGAUAGAUCAUUGAGUAAAUUAUCACAGGCUAAAGAGCUUGUGAGUCUAUACUGCAUC
Molecule: messenger RNA, 1068 nt
Organism: Glycine soja
Lineage: Eukaryota; Viridiplantae; Streptophyta; Magnoliopsida; Fabales; Fabaceae
Product: E3 ubiquitin-protein ligase RMA1H1-like
Exons: 3
Coding region: 235-933 (232 amino acids)
Biological process (GO): ubiquitin-dependent protein catabolic process
Cellular component (GO): endoplasmic reticulum
Molecular function (GO): metal ion binding; ubiquitin protein ligase activity; ubiquitin-like protein conjugating enzyme binding
Source: RefSeq, a predicted model, not a curated record